AAGCAGGGCUACCAAUGCACAUACUGUGUUUAUACUCUAAAACAAAUAAAGAAAAAUCGUGUUUAGAUUAUCAGUAGUAGUUAAAUUAUGUAACAAGAGAAAGUGUGCCCCAAAAUAAACGAAAGUGUAAUAAACAAUGUUUAUUUAGGUCUGAUUAGUUGUGCUAUUUUAGUGACAAAACUGUCGCUUGCACGACUACCAACCGCAAACUUGUCUACAUUGCGAUGAAAAUUGCAAACAUUUGCGACUUUUAUAUCCACCACGACCUCCAAAAAAAUACGUGUUGGCGUACAAUUCACAAAACUGGCAAAAUCGCCAUCGAUUUAACAAAGUUUGUUGAUUAAAUGGGCGUGAAUUGUCCUAGUGACAAACCCAAAAUCCCCAGUGUGCCACGAUUGCGUUUCCGUUUACAAAUCAAAAUCAUAUGUUUACAAUCGAUCUCAAAUAAAUAAUAAUGUUACAAGAGGAUUCAAAUGGCGAAGCCUCUUUUGAAAUAAUCGACAAGAAGCAAGAAGACUCAAACACCGACAAAACAGAAUCAAUUAGUAGCGUGUCGUCGCCGUACUCGAUACCGUCUCCGGGGGUUGUCACCCUGCCUGGAGGCAACCUACUCUCGAAUUUGCCGCCCCCGACGAACCUACCGGAUUUCACGCUAUGGCAAAACCAGCCGGUUCCAACUGUCCCGGCACCCACUCCUCUGCCCCCAAACUUGUUACCGCCGGUGACUCAGGAGGUUAAACCGGCACCCGCGGUGACAGUCAACGUGCAACCGUUCCCCCAGACACAGUUCAGCGCUGCCAUUCCACCAAGCAAAGGGGUGCAACAUGGUCCAGUACCCCCCAGCAACGUGGAACCGAACCUCACGUCCGGGGGUUUCAUUGGCUGGAUGAAAGACGCAGUUUCCAGUGGCGGUAUCUUGUCAAAAGUGGCUGAAAAAGCCAAAAAUUCCGUCGACACGCUUAUUACGACUCUGGACCCCCAGAUGUCGGAGUUCAUUUAUUCCGGCGGCGAUAUUGAAAUUGGGGUUGCGUCGCAAGACCCCGACGAAGUUUCCCCCGUUCGAGAGGCCAUUUUCUCAGUUUUUGGCAAAGCGUGGGUCAACGGCGUUAAUAUAAGGAGCAACGACCGCAAACACCAAGCCAUUGGGUUCGAAGAUGCCAUACAACGAGCCGAAGAAAAAAUAAAAGCGGCACUACAGAUUCAAAAAAGUCCGGUUAUCGCAGUGGAGAAUUUUAUUUUGCAACAGGACGAGCAGUGGUUCGACUUGAGUGUGUUGGUUUUGAGCGAUUCUGACAAGGGGAUUGUCCUGAGGACGUUCUCGCAGACGACGCCGAUUCCGCUGGAGGCGUUUUUGGACCAGGCGGAACUCGAGAUGCCUAAUUAUGCGAAAGGGUGCGAAUCGGUGGAAAAAUUGUUGGCUGCGUAUUUACAGAUUGCUAAAAAUAAUUGGCAACAAGAAGUCUGCGGGGUUGCCAGAAAAGACACGUUGUUUUUGGCAGCGAAGACACUCGCUACGCUCUACAAGAAUAGAUUGGUGGGUCCGUGAAGUCCUGAGUACUUAUUAAAAUUAAUUAUGCUAUAAUCGUUGCAGUUUAUAUUUUAUUUAAUGUACAAAGUUCAAUUUACCAAUAUAGGCUUUAAUAUAUUUGA
Messenger RNA from Zophobas morio, 1650 nucleotides. RefSeq names its product protein PRRC1-like. The transcript is spliced from 6 exons. The coding region runs from base 455 to 1546 and encodes 363 amino acids. Gene Ontology annotation, cellular component: cytoplasm. Gene Ontology annotation, molecular function: protein kinase A regulatory subunit binding. Gene Ontology annotation, biological process: activation of protein kinase A activity. Lineage: Eukaryota; Metazoa; Arthropoda; Insecta; Coleoptera; Tenebrionidae. The record is from RefSeq and is a predicted model, not a curated record.